Messenger RNA from Owenia fusiformis, 1455 nucleotides. Lineage: Eukaryota; Metazoa; Annelida; Polychaeta; Sabellida; Oweniidae. The record is from the annotation of a GenBank genome assembly.
AUUGAUCUUUUGUAUACAUUGAAACUUUUCUUCUUAGGCAAACGGUUUCUGAUAUCCGUCGAGACUAUUUUCAAGAUGGCUGAAAUUUAUUGAAAAAGUCAACAAAGUUUAUUUCAAUUUUCAUUAAUAUCUACACUUAUAUAGCAAUAUGGAUAUUUUUAACAAAUCAACAUUUUUAUUAGUAUAUAUAGCUACUAUACUGGCACAAAGAACAGUCGCACAGUUAGUGGUGAAUGUCAAAAAUAAGGGUGGAGAAAUAGUAAUAGAAAAUAUCAAUGCAAAUGUCACUGAUGACACAAUAAUAUUAGAAUUCCAGAAGUCUGAUGGCACCUACAUCUGCCAGUUCAUUGAUUUCAAAUCGGGUGUGCAGAUCUUCAAGAGCCUGGUCCUGGGUGAGGAAGAGAGGGGGCAAAGUCAGUACCAAGUCAUGUGCUUCAUCACACGAUUCAUCAACAACGAAUUUAUAUCAUCAGAUGCAAUGUCCAAGUUAAGACAGAAAAAUCCUAGUGCUAUACGGCACCCUGAGGAUGACAAAGGACGGGAACCUCAUCAGAAAGACCUCUUAGUCAAUUCAGAAAGGUCUCAUCUACUGUCACCACAUAUUAACAAAAUUUGUAAUGAUGCCAAGGAGUCCACCUAUACUAGUGAAGCUGAUUUGAAAGCAAUAUCUCAUUCUACUGACAGAGAAUAUUAUCAGCUGUCAUCUGCUACUCAUAAACUGCAACCAUAUACUGUGCCAAAAUGUAAUGAGACAGCAGAACUGUGGCGAUCGUGCUUGUGCAGCUAUGAAAUAUGUAUUGGCUGGUACCCCUGUGGACUGAAAUACUGCAAGGGAAAAGACUCAGCGGGAAAGAUUGUUAGUUAUAGGUGUGGGAUUAAGACUUGUCAGAAAUGCCGCAUGUUUCAGUAUUACGUCAAACAGAAGCUGCUUUGCUUAUGGGAUGACAAUAAUCUUUAAAUGAUCUUCUGUAAUUUAAGUGUCAAUGGCAUGUUCAAUAAGAAACGUUUGCGUCUCCUGCACUUGUUGGUCACGAGUGACACUGCUGACAGAAUAAGCACUGCCCAGUUUGUCAGUGAUAAGUGAUGUUUUACUAUUGCAACAUUCACAGGAAAAUAACAUGGGAACUGGUCUGUUAUUCAAUUAAGACUAGUAAUAUGAGAUUCUUGCAAUGUACACUGGAUGUAAGUUGUGAAUCUCUGUUUUUAAUUUAAAAAUGACUUUAAAACAAUUUCUUUUCUAUAAAAGUUAAUCUAACACAGACUUUUUUACUUUAAAAUAUUUUGUCCUAUUAUCCAUAGGACUCAUAAGACUUUGUCAGCUAUUGAGGUGGGAAAUUUGAAAUUGGGGCUGAAUGUCUCGAUUGAUCUUUCAUCAGGAAUGACAGGCUUGUGGGUUGACUUGGAAACUAAUGGUAUAGCGGAUACAAGUCCACCCUUCUGUUGUCUUUAUGCAUA